GCUGUGUUCGGUUGGAGACCUCCCGCACCUAAGGCAGGAAGAUGGUGGUCGCCAAGAAGACGAAAAAGCCCCUGGAGUCAAUCAACUCCAGACUUCAACUUGUUAUGAAAAGUGGAAAGUACAUGCUGGGGUACAAGCAGAUGCUGAAGAUGAUCAGACAGGGCAAAGGGAAAUUGGUCAUCCUCGCCAACAACUGCCCAGCCUUGAGGAAAUCUGAAAUAGAAUACUAUGCCAUGUUGGCAAAAACUGGUGUCCAUCACUACAGUGGCAAUAAUAUUGAACUGGGUACAGCAUGUGGAAAAUACUACAGAGUAUGCACACUGGCUAUCAUUGAUCCAGGUGAUUCUGAUAUCAUUAGAAGCAUGCCAGAACAAGCUAGAGAAAAUAAAGAGUGCACAGUUUUUCCUUAAUAAAACUUUCCAGAGCU
Dipodomys spectabilis (banner-tailed kangaroo rat) is the source of this 427-nucleotide messenger RNA. RefSeq names its product 60S ribosomal protein L30-like. The coding region runs from base 42 to 410 and encodes 122 amino acids. Gene Ontology annotation, cellular component: cytosolic large ribosomal subunit. Gene Ontology annotation, molecular function: RNA binding; structural constituent of ribosome. The transcript has a single exon. The record is from RefSeq and is a predicted model, not a curated record. Lineage: Eukaryota; Metazoa; Chordata; Mammalia; Rodentia; Heteromyidae.